AUAUAAUUCAAAAUACAAUCAAAGGGGUUAGGGUUUUGACACAAUUCCUCANCACCCUUAUUUAUGAUAUCUCAGGAAGGCAUUUCUUUGCAGAAGAGUGGUUCAGCAUAACAGACAGCGAGAUGGGAACAAAGGCAAAGAAAGCUAUGAAGAAGAACAUGAAAAUGGCUUCCUCUAACCAGCCAUCUCAGGGUGGUGAUUUUUUGCCCUUGGAAGGUGGUCCUGCUCGCAAGAUCGCUGAACAGAAGCUGCCGGAGAAUACUUCCACGGUAUUGCAUGUGUCCAGGAUUCCGCACNGAUUCUAUGAGAAGGAGAUGGAAGGUUAUUUUGGGCAAUUUGGAACUAUCAAGAGGUUGAGAAUCGCCAGAAAUAAAAAGACAGGAAAAUCAAGACAUUUUGGGUACAUAGAAUUUGAAUCUCCUGAGGUAGCGAAAAUUGUAGCUGAUACUAUGCACAAUUAUCUCCUUUUUGAGCACCUUCUCCAAGUUCAUGUUGUACCUCCAGAGCAUGUUCAUUCAAGAUUGUAAGUUAUUAAUUAAUAUUUUUCCGGAUCUAUUUCCUUUUAAGGAGUCCAUUGUA
Messenger RNA from Vigna radiata var. radiata (mung bean), 579 nucleotides. RefSeq lists its product as uncharacterized. Bases 123 to 527 code for a protein of 134 amino acids. Gene Ontology annotation, biological process: maturation of LSU-rRNA from tricistronic rRNA transcript (SSU-rRNA, 5.8S rRNA, LSU-rRNA). Gene Ontology annotation, cellular component: nucleolus. The record is from RefSeq and is a predicted model, not a curated record. NCBI's taxonomy places the organism in Eukaryota, Viridiplantae, Streptophyta, Magnoliopsida, Fabales, Fabaceae. The transcript is spliced from 5 exons. Gene Ontology annotation, molecular function: RNA binding.